UUCAUGAACAAAAUACAGACAAUAUACACCAUGAUAUAGAGGACAUUCCAUGUCUUCGCACUCUUCACGGUAUUACUGCACUUGAUAUCAUCCGUAUCAGUUGUUCUUCUUCCUCCCUAUAAAAGCGAAACGGAACACAUCGUUCCCAUCCUCUCUUCCUCCCUCUAUUGACACAGAGAUAUGAAGAAGAGUACCAGCAACAUGAAGCUCUUCUACCUUCAAUCCUCACACCACAAGCCGACACCCUCUCUUUCGGGAGCCCGUCACCGCCUCUGCCUCGCGUCCGCUCUUCUUUCUUUCUUCACCUUCGCCUCCCUCCUCUCCCUCUUCUCCUUCUCCUCCACCACCACCACCACCACCUUACCUCCAAAACUCUCCUCCUCCGCCUCCGCCGCCAUCUCCCAUCACCCUGCCCUCCCGGCCCCCAUCUUCGACGCGCUCCUCUUCUACGCCACCUCCUCCUCCGCCCCCGGCCGCAUGGCCGACCCCGACCUCCGCGCGGCCGCCGACGUCCUCCGUCGGCGCGCCCCCUGCAACCUCCUCGUCUUCGGCCUCGGCCACGAGUCCCCGCUCUGGCUCGCCCUCAACCACGGUGGCCACACCGUCUUCCUCGACCACAGCGACCUCCACGCCUCCCGAUUCGAGGACAAGCACCCAGGCCUCCCGGGCCUCGAGGUCUAUGUUGCCGCCUUCCCCACCCGCGUCGCCGACCUCCGCCCCCUUCUCGCCGCCGUCCGCCCCGAGGAGGGGAGCCCCCGCGGGCGCUGCCGCCCCGUCCAGGACCUCCUAUUCUCCGAUUGCCCCCUCGCGCUCUCCGACCUCCCCAACCACCUCUACCGCCUCGCCUGGGACGUCGUCCUCGUCGACGGGCCCCCAGGCUACCGCCCGGAGGCGCCGGGGAGGGCCGCGGCCAUCUUCACGGCGGCGGUGCUGGCGAGGUCCGUCGGGGGAGAGGGGACGACGGAGGUGCUGGUCCACGAUCACGACAGGGAGUUGGAGAGGGUGUGCAGCGAGGAGUUUCUCUGCCUGGAGAACAUGGUAGGCUCCGCCGGGAACCUGGUCCACUUCGUCAUCCAUCGUGGCCUCGACGCCGGUGGCGGAGGCUUCUGCAGGAACCGCACCGCCACCUCCUAGGCGGAGGUGGCCCGAGGCCUAUGUUUAGAUUAAAAUUACCUCUUCCUUUUUUUUUUCCCUUGCGUUUAUCCUCUUCUUUUUCCUCUCUUUUCUGAAACAUAUUUUGUUAGCAUCUAUCUUCUAGAAGAUCUAAUGCUUCUGACCUCUAGGGAAUGGAUGGCUAAAACUUUAUGUGAUUGAUCAUUAAUUAAAUAAUUAAAAUUCGAAAAAGUGGUUUAGAAAGA
Phoenix dactylifera (date palm) is the source of this 1358-nucleotide messenger RNA. NCBI's taxonomy places the organism in Eukaryota, Viridiplantae, Streptophyta, Magnoliopsida, Arecales, Arecaceae. The record is from RefSeq and is a predicted model, not a curated record.